AUGGUUCGCCGCAACCUCCUCGCCGUUGCUGUCGCCACCAUCUUGGGUGCUUCUCACCUCGCCGAGUCUCACACCUGGGUCGAGCAGCUCAACCGAGUUGCCGCCAACGGAACCCUCGUUGGUUCUGCUGGCUUCCCUGCCGGAUGGCCUGGCCGCGCCAGCUCUGCCUUUAACGACGCUACGUUUACUAACCGUAUGCCGGGUGAUGGCUUUGCCAUGUGCAAGCAGGCUGUUGGCAAGCAGGUCGAUGGCUUCCCUGCCCUCACCGCUGCUCCUGGCGACUUUGUUUCCCUUCGUUACCAGGAGAACGGCCAUGUCACUCUCCCGAACGUCCCGGAGAACAAGCCUCUGAACCGUGGCACUGUCUUCAUCUACGGUACCACUCAGCCCAAGGCUGACGACACUCUCUUCGACGUUCAUCGCCAGUGGACCACUGACGGCAAGGGAGGUGACGGCCGUGGCCGCCUCUUGGCUACUCGCAACUUCGAUGAUGGUCAGUGCUACCAGAUCAACGGCCAGUCCAUCUCUCAGGAGCGCCAGAGCAAGUUCCCUCACGAGGCCGCUCAGCCCAUGGGUCGUGAUGUCUGGUGCCAGUCGGCUGUUCAGCUGCCCGAGGACUUGGCCCAGAACUCCGACUACACCCUCUACUGGGUCUGGUCUUGGCCUACCCUCGCCCAGUCUGCCGUCGCUGCCUCCAAGAAUGGUCAGUUCGCAGACUUCCCCGCCGGCUUCACUGGAGACAAGCGCGCUGUCACCUCGAAGGAUGUCACCACCGCCGAGCUCUAUACUAGCUGCUCCUCCAUCAAGGUCAAGGGUGAGAAGCUAGUCAGUGGCGCCAAGGCUGCCUCGGGCUCCAACAAGGCCGCCAACGCCCUUGCGGGUUUCUCCUUCCUUGAGAAGCCUGACUACAACAACAACGCGAUCAAGGACCAGAUCGCCAACCAGUUCCAGGUCAGCGUCAAAGGCCAGGGCACCCCCAACAAUUCGAACCCCAGCAACGGUACUCAGAGCAGCGCUCCGGUUACCACGACGACUCCCACUGCCCCAGCUAGAGUUGCUGAUGGCACCGGCAAGGUUCGUGUCGUCACUGUCACCGCUCCUGCCGUCACUCUCUACGAGAUUGUCACUGUCACCGUGGAUCCUCAGUCGUCACCCACUCCCUCCAACAACCCCGCUGGUGAUGAGGGUGCUACUCAAGCCAGUGUCACUCCCUUCCGCAAGGUCCGUCACGUUCGUGGUAGAGACUCUUGGAGCUUCGGUCAGCGCGACUAA
Colletotrichum spaethianum is the source of this 1272-nucleotide messenger RNA. RefSeq lists its product as uncharacterized. Lineage: Eukaryota; Fungi; Ascomycota; Sordariomycetes; Glomerellales; Glomerellaceae. Bases 1 to 1272 code for a protein of 423 amino acids. The transcript has a single exon. The record is from RefSeq and is a predicted model, not a curated record.